Molecule: messenger RNA, 3001 nt
Organism: Hibiscus syriacus
Lineage: Eukaryota; Viridiplantae; Streptophyta; Magnoliopsida; Malvales; Malvaceae
Product: receptor-like protein 56
Exons: 10
Coding region: 183-2861 (892 amino acids)
Cellular component (GO): plasma membrane
Molecular function (GO): protein binding
Source: RefSeq, a predicted model, not a curated record
UUGUCCAGACCUUCGGCUUUACACGCUGCAAUUUUUGAGCACUCGUAAAGUUGAAUUUGUGGGGUUUUUUGUGUCUGUGUAGUUUUCCGAUGAAUUUGACAAUGAAUUAACAGGUGCGGUCCAACUUUUAUGGAAUUAUGGGUUCUUAAUUGUGUAUAAAUCCGAAGACUCAAUGUGAUCAAAUGCAUAGAGUUAUGAGCUUAGUUGAGCGGUUUGAUAUGAUGGAGCCUAAAUGGGUUUGGAUAUUACUUGCAGUUUUGGUGAUAGAAGGGUGGUAUCAAACAGAGGGGUGCUUGGAGCACGAGAGAGUUGCUCUCUUUCAACUAAAAUCUUUCUUUGAUGAUCCUUCCUCUUUGCAGGACUGGGUGGACGUAAAGGGUUCACACUGUUGUCAAUGGGAUGGGGUUAAAUGCAGCACCACAAGUGGACGAGUCAUUCAACUUUCUCUUAAUGAUACAAGGCAAUGGAAGAAAGAUAGAUAUGAUGUUUAUCUCAAUGCUUCCCUGUUUUUUCCUUUUAAGGAGUUGAAGAGUCUGUAUUUGGUUGGGAAUAGAAUUGCUGGUUUUGUCGACAAUGAAGGUAUUGCAAAGUUAUCAUCUGAAUUGAAAAAAUUGGAAAUCCUCGACUUAAGUGGCAAUCAGUUGAAUGAUAGUAUAUUAUCAUCAUUAAGUGAGCUUUCGUCUCUUAAAUCUCUACUUCUAGCAAGCAACCAUUUGACAGGAUCAGAUCAUAGGAAUGGUUUUAAAUGGCUUUCAAGACUUAGUAAUUUGGAAACUCUUGAUUUAAGUUGGAACCAUUUGAAGAACAAUAUCCUCUUACAUGUGGGUCAUCUUUCAUCUUUAAAAACUUUGAAUUUGGCGGAAAAUCAAUUGGAAGGAUCUGUCAAUAUCAAAGAAUUAAGCAGACUGAGGAAGUUGAGGAACUUGGAUUUACACUACAAUGAAAUUGAAACCUUCGGAUCCUACUCCUUUGAAGAUAGCGGGAGACAAGUAAUGAUGAGUCUGGAGGAGCUUGAUUUGAGUGGCAAUCUUCUGCUCAACAGCAGUUUUGCAUUCAUCAGCCGCCUAUCAAAUCUGAAGUCCUUGUCCAUUGCAGACAACAAAUUACAAGGGUGUAUAGAUAUUAAAGAAUUGAAUAAAUUAGCAAAGUUGAAGAUGUUGGAUCUGAGAUACAAUCAAAUUGAAAGCCUCCGAUCCUUCGACGAUAGCAACAGACUGCUGAAGUUGAUGAAUUUAGAACAACUUGAUCUGAGUGACAAUCCCUUGAACAACACCAGAUUGGGAGUGCUUAGUGGACUUUCAAAUCUGAAAUCGUUGAGUUUAGGAUCCAGCCAGUUGAAAGGGUCAAUAAAUAUAAAAGAGUUUGCAAAUCUCAAAAAGCUUAAAUCUGUAGAUCUAUAUAGAGUUUUCAGUGACGGAACUGUUUCGUUGCUACAAGUGGUUAAAGGUUUCCCGUCAGUUAAGACCUUUUAUUUAUAUAACAAUUACUUGAACAAGACUAUCUCUACUAAAGAGUUGGAAAAUGUAUCCACUAAUGUACAAGAAAUAUCCGUCUUCAAUUCACAUAUGAGCCACAACAUUCUUGAAAGCAUUGGAGCAUUGACUUCUCUUAGACAGUUGACAUUGUCAAACAGUUGGUUGACCGGCCCCUUACCGUCUAAAGGUUGGUGUGACUUGUGGAACCUCGAAGAGCUAGAUCUCAGUGGAAAUACAAUUGAGGGGUCAAUUCCUUCUUGUUUCAGUAACUUGAUUUCUCUUCGUCUUCUGGAUAUUUCAAAUAAUCACAUCGAAGUUCCAUCUUCAUUCAUACCAUUUGCAAACAACUCACUUCUCAAGUAUCUAUUGAUGGAUCAAAUCCAUUUGGUAAGAGAACCUACAUUUCAGAUUCGGACCAAAAACUCAGAGUUUCAACUAAAAUCCUUGAGUAUGUCAAAUUGUUCGACAAAGGGACUCUGUAAAGAACUUCCCAACUUCCUCUAUGACCAGUAUGACUUGAGAUAUCUUGACCUUUCGGAUAACAACUUCGGUGGACAAAGUCCAUCUUGGUUGUUGGAGAAUAAUACAAGGCUACAACAAAUUUUCAUGGCAGGCAAUUCUUUCAAGGGUCCUCUGCAGUUACCAAAACAUGCUAAUGUGAACAUUUUUGAAGUUGAUAUGUCUGGGAAUAAAAUGCAAGGCCAAGUUCCGAUGAACAUAUGCUCAACGUUUCCACAUUUGAAGUCCUUUUCCUUGUCUAAGAACGGCUUUGAAGGUAAUAUUCCUUCAUGCUUUGGUGGUUUGAAGUCUUUAUUAUGGUUAGAUCUAUCACAUAAUAAUUUUUCUGGAGGAAUAAUGGAAGAGUUAACCAACAGUAACUCACUGGAGACUCUCAGACUUUCAAGUAAUAAUUUGAGUGGAACAAUACCACCUUCAGUAUUUAGCUCAACUGAAAGGUUGUAUUUGGAUGGCAAUAACUUCCAUGGAGAGAUACCAAAAAUUGAUAUCUCAAUCAGUUUUCCUUUUCUUAGUGAUAUGGAUCUAAGCAACAACCACUUGUCUGGUAAGCUCCCUAGAUGGAUCUGGAAUGCAUCAAGGUUGGAGGCAUUAGUUCUUUCCAACAAUCUUUUCGACGGUCAUAUUCCUCUUGAGCUAUGCAAUUUAAAUUCCCUUAGAUUUUUGGACCUUUCAUGGAACAAUUUAUCUGGAUCUGUGCCAUCUUGCAUCAGUUCACUAACCAUAGAGCAUCUCCACCUGAGCAGAAAUAGACUAAGUGGUCCCCUGCCACGUGCGCUUCACAGCAGCUCUUCACUGGUGACAUUAGAUCUAGCCAAAAUAACUUUACUGGCAAAAUUCCAAAUUGGAUUGGAACCCUUUCAGCUCUGAGUAUCCUCAUUUUGAAAGCCAAUCACUUUGAGGGUGGAAUUCCUACUCAAAUAUGCCAAUUGAACUCAUUAAGUAUAAUAGAUCUUUCUCAAAACAAGCUUUUUGGUCUUAUUCCUUCUUGUCUAAGUAAUUUAUCUCUU